This is a messenger RNA of Pecten maximus, 3811 nucleotides long. RefSeq names its product inhibitory POU protein-like. The transcript is spliced from 3 exons. The record is from RefSeq and is a predicted model, not a curated record. NCBI's taxonomy places the organism in Eukaryota, Metazoa, Mollusca, Bivalvia, Pectinida, Pectinidae. Gene Ontology annotation, molecular function: RNA polymerase II cis-regulatory region sequence-specific DNA binding; DNA-binding transcription factor activity, RNA polymerase II-specific. Gene Ontology annotation, biological process: regulation of transcription by RNA polymerase II. Bases 163 to 1152 code for a protein of 329 amino acids.
UUCCUCACUCAUUAUUUACGAGAAAAGAAGCACAAUUUAGCGGGGUUACCUUGCUUUCGUUCAGAGGGACUGUUUUAAAGAAAAAUAUACCUAACUGCAUUGAGAAGGAAGAAGAAAACGGAAACUAAACGUUGAGUCGACUGUCGUACACCUGCGUUUGAGAUGUCGUCUUAUGGACUGUAUCACCAUCCUCAUCAGUCGUUAACGACGCUGAGUUCAGCGCGUGAGUUCUCAGGAGGAGAACAUGACCAGUAUUUGUGGAACAAGGGCAAUUUCUUCGGUGGAGUUGAUGAUGGGUUACUUGCUCGAGCUGAGGUUUUGGCUGCUGUUGACAUUUCUAAGCAAUCUUCACAACAGAUGAUGAAACACGAUGGACUAUAUGGCCAUACUGCAGACCUUGGGGGUCACAAUGCCACCCCUUCCCGUCAACAGUUACAGAUGCAUGGACACCCGUCAUUCGGCCCCACCGACGUUAUGCUUGAGCAGCUUACUUCUAACCCCACAAUGUCCCUGGGUGGGAUGUCCGACCAUCAUAUGAGCAUCGCCAACUCCCCACCCAUCAAUCAUCACAACAUGUAUGCACCCGUGUAUUCUCAUCCUAACCCUAUGGGUAACCAUCACGGGUUCGGGGGUCAUCAUACAGUUCACCAUACUAUGCAUGAUACAGAAUGUGAUCCAAGGGAGCUGGAAGCAUUUGCAGAAAGGUUCAAACAGAGAAGGAUAAAACUAGGUGUGACACAAGCUGACGUAGGUAAUGCACUUGCUAACCUCAAACUUCCUGGGGUUGGGUCCCUCAGUCAGAGCACGAUAUGCAGAUUUGAGUCGCUAACACUCAGUCAUAAUAAUAUGAUAGCACUAAAACCUAUCUUACAAGCAUGGCUUGAGGAAGCUGAGAAACAAGCCCGCGAAAAAAGAGAAGCAGAAGGUCAAGGACUUGCCUGCUCAGAAAAGAAAAGAAAGAGGACAUCUAUUGCUGCACCCGAAAAGAGAUCAUUGGAAGCUUAUUUCGCAGUUCAACCCAGACCUUCUGGAGAAAAAAUAGCUCAAAUUGCUGAAAAAUUGGACCUUAAGAAAAAUGUCGUGCGAGUGUGGUUUUGUAAUCAACGACAAAAGCAAAAAAGGAUGAAAUUUUCGGCAAUAGCUGGUCACUGAUUUUUAUUGUGAACAAAUGUUUGACGUUAUACACGCACAUUAUAUUGGAUAUGUGAAUUAUUAAUCUCGUAUCCAAGGAAGCCAUGUUGGUGAUACGUAACUGGAUAUGUGGAAUAAAGAACACGUGAAAUUACCUCAUAGUUUAUGUGUCCAGUUCAGGACGAGAAUGACCACUUACAUAGAAGUCAUUUAGGAGUCUGUAUAUGGUCAGGGGGUGUGCUGCGCUGACCCUUCGGUAUUUCACCGUUUUCUUUUUUAAUAACAAUAUUUCUCACCACCGAAUCUUUUUGUACCUGAGGAAAUGCUCUUAGAAAUAUGUAAAUGGAUCAUGACUUUUUAUGAAAUUGAUUUUUAUUUUUGUAAAUAGAAAAUAAUUUAUUUUAAUUGUGAAAACUUUUAAUUGUUGUUUAAAUUAUUUUAAGUUAUUAUUAGCCCAUUCCAUGAUUUUAAUUUGGAACUGCAAUUGUUUUAUUUAUUUACAUGUCGCAAUAAACAAAAUCAGAUUUAAACUCAAAAACAUUCCAUUCAAUUAAUUAUAUGUAAUAUAGUGCAACAUAAUUACUACUUAAACGCGAGUAAAAUGUUCCAAUUCGCUUUAGAUGUUAGAGCUAAACUUAAGAUGUGCAUAGGCACGAAUCUAUGUUCAUAGUAUUAAUACAAUAACCCUUCAUCCUAGGAUAUUAUAUUCAAUUGAUUUAUUUUAUUUUAAAUUUCUGAACGUCCAUCAUUAUCACACGUGCAGUCCUCUAUAUACGCUAGUCAUAAAGUUAUUAUUUUAACAAACGGUUACUUUUUUUAUUGACUUAUCAUUUGUCAAAUAAGCUAUUCUAAAUAGUAUUUUACAUCUAUUGUUUAUCAUCAUGAUUUAUUUAUGCGAAUCAUUUUAGCGGUGCCAAUGUCUGUUCCUAAUGCUGUAUCUCUGACUAGACUAGGGUGGGUUUAUUUGCAUAUAAAAUGUGGUUCCACUAAAUAUGUGUAUGAUCGCUAAUCACUGUGGCUCUACCCUGGUUCGCUAAUCACUGAGGGUCCUACCCUUUAUUAAGGUGGUAUAUAUUUCAUUUACUUAUAUUUUAUUUAUGUAUGUGUAUCCCCACCGUGCCCAAGUCUGUCACUCUCGGCUUCACCCUUCCUACGGCAAAAUUUUGUGGGUUGAUUUCUUUGUAUUUAUGUUUGUAAUAUAUAUUUAUUCCUUUCAAAAAGGGGGGAAACAUAUGUUUCUGAAAUAUUUGUACAUAUAGUUUAACAUAUGGGCAAAAAUCAAAAUAUAAACAAUAAUUUUUUAAUUGAAAGGGUUGUUUUUGUGAGAAUUUAGUUGUAAUGUUAAGAUAAAAGAUUUCCUUAAAAUAUGCACAAAUUCUUAUAUGACAUAUAUGUUUUCGAUAAAAUAACAUAUUGGCAAACAUGGUUUGCCUAAUUCUCAAAUCUAUUAAAAUAUAUUGUUUACUAUUGCUUAUUUAUCUUGCUUAACAAAAUUUGACAAUUAUUUUUCAAUUAACAUUUUUAUUUCGAUUGUUUCACCCAAAUUCAAUUACUAAGAUGCAUUUCUCUAUAAUCAUAAAAACAUAUGUACCGGAAUGAAAUUGUAUCAUUAUUGAGAUGGAGAAAUUGUAUCUUCGUAAUCUCUUAUGCGACAUUUAUAUGUUUGCUCUGUCAGAUGGUAGCAAAUUUCCAAAAAGCCCCGCAUUAAUAUAGCCAAGUGGCCGUAUUACAGGUAUCAACUUCCUGUAAUUGGUCCUUACAAUAUGUUAUUGAAUUGUUAGAAUAUUAUUAGUUCUUUAUUGGUUUCCAAUGCCGCGCGGCCCCGUCAGAUGUAAUAUUCCCCAGAACAGUUGAUAUUUCAGCUAUCUGAUAUGGCACCUACUACAAGGAUUAUUGUGACAUUUAAUGCAAGUUCUUCGACAAAAACAGACGGUCGUUGAAUCACCAUUGGGGUACAUUAAGGGUAGUGACAAAUUUUCUAGAUUUAAACAAAUCUCACAUUUACUACUGAAACGUUAAGUAUAUCUUAUCUUAACGUGAUCAUCUAGUCCCUGUUGAAAUUUGUUGAAUGCAAAAGCCUUCUAUGAUCUGGUUAUGUUGUUUCUGUCGUUUGCUAGAAAUACGAUAAUUCCGAAUUAGAAACCCUCUGGGGAGCCUCCAUGAUAGUGGCUGUUGUAUUGAGAUAAUGAUCUAAUGUCGCGAGGCACUCGGAAGAUGGAAAUAAUGUAAUUGAGUACAUAAACAUAGGCGACCACUGUAAAGGCACCGGUUUGCAGUACAGAGGCAGCGAGGGGACAAUUUACUGACCAUUCAGAGAGAGGAGGAAGUGCUCCCAUCUGAGCCUGGAGCUAUGUGUCCCCACUGUCACCUGCUUUCUGUCAUUGGAAACACUGUGCUGCUAGUGCUUCCCAGUAAUUACAAAUAGUCAUCAUACACAAUUACUAUUAAGAAAUUGUCACAAAGGACAGCUUUUGUUAAUACAUUGAUUGAUUUUUACCUGGAGAGCUAUAUUUGCUCUAGGGGUAUAAGGCGUUUCACCAAAGGGAAACGCCGUGUUCCCUACAUCAACACUGUUGUAUUAAGAUAUACUACAAUUUUAUGGUCGUAUUUUUAUUAUUACAAAAUGCAAUGUUUUAUUGUUUUUAUUUAUACAAAAUAAUAAAAUAUGAUGAAGAAAAAA